CUUAACUGUUCGACCUGUCAAUUUUGUUCCUUUGAACCAGGUAAAAUUACUCUGAAAUCAGAGAACGUAUAUAAUAUACGUUCUCAGCUGAAAUUACCUGGCUGACGGUGCUACCAAAUUAAAAUAUUUUAAUUUACACACAAUUUCUUAAGAACAUAUGUCGCGAUAAUUCGAUAGCAAUUGUACGCAAUUAUCUGUAGCCAUGUUCGAAAGGACUGCCGCAGAAAAUCAACAUAUAACAAUAUUUAUUGGGAUAUUUCGAUUUUAACGAAAUUAAGAAAUAAAUGGGUUGUUUAAUGCGAAAUUUUAUAUGCAUGUUAAAAAUGAAAACUGUUUAAUAAUGUUCAAUAGACUUCAAACAAAUUUUAAAAAUUGUCAACAUGAACCCUUAAAAAAGUAAACAAUUUUCAUUAUUAUUUUAGUAAUAAUAAAUGUAAUACAACGAAUGAACACUUAGCACCGAAAGUAGAAUCACAACAUAUAUUUAGAAAAAGGAUAAUAAUAACGAUAAAAUAUUGAAGGACAACGCAUGGAUUAUUAUAUUUACGAUCCAAAAACGGACGAUUUUACCAACAAGUCGGUUAUAAUGACACGAAGCAUUAAUAGCAAAGCAUUAUUAGCACAGAAUUCAAAGCAACGAAUUCCGGUGAAGAAUAUUCGAUAUUUUUUGUGGCCUUUUGUCUUCGGGGUAAAUCUGUACGAUUUCCUGGGUCUAUGUCAUCUUGUUCCAACACAUAGUCUUCAUCUAUCACGUCCGUAUUUGAUGAGCACCUCACCUUUUCAGGUUUUCCAUAAAAAGCAGUCACACGAAUAUGACUUACCAAUGAUUUCGAACUGAUAGAGAAUACGAUUUUACUUAUAAAUUAAUAUUUUAGCUAAUUUAUGUUUGUGGCGCAAAUUGUUAUUUGUUGUGAUAUAGAAUAUAAUGCUAAUUUCAGUGUACCAGAUGUAAUAAAUAUAAAAAAUAUUUCCCCUUAA
Molecule: messenger RNA, 978 nt
Organism: Bactrocera oleae (olive fruit fly)
Lineage: Eukaryota; Metazoa; Arthropoda; Insecta; Diptera; Tephritidae
Source: RefSeq, a predicted model, not a curated record